Messenger RNA from Pseudovirgaria hyperparasitica, 825 nucleotides. RefSeq lists its product as uncharacterized. The transcript is spliced from 3 exons. Bases 1 to 825 code for a protein of 274 amino acids. Gene Ontology annotation, biological process: mycotoxin biosynthetic process. The record is from RefSeq and is a predicted model, not a curated record. Lineage: Eukaryota; Fungi; Ascomycota; Dothideomycetes; Acrospermales; Acrospermaceae.
AUGACAACAGUGAUAUCUAGAAAUUGUGAUCUCAAAGACCUCUCCCCAAUGCUGUCAAAGUGGUUGAAGCCCGUGAAAGAAGUGAGAUAUGCUCCAGCAAACGACGAAGAGCCUUCGUUGUUCGAUAAGGAAGAUCGCACUUCCAUCAAUGGCAAGAGGUUGGAGGAAUACUCUCGCCUGCUUUGGCAAUGCAUAUGUAUAUGCAUGUUUUUUUACGGAGCAAUCGUGCAGUGGUAUAUGAGCAGCUCGACAUGUUCUAUCAAAGAAUGUCUGAGACAAACAGCCCUUUGGUCCCCAAUACUCGAUUCAGUGGAAUACGAGCUCUACAACUUCUCAUCGAGCGACCUAUAUAACGGUCCUCCAACACCUGAGCGUGAGCGCAACUGGAAGGCGCUCGAAGCAAUGCCUCCAGUGUUCAUACCCAAGGCCAGCAUUACCCUACUCAACCGUUCCACUGAAAGCAAACUACUGAAAUCUGGCGACAAUAACAAGAACGGAUAUAUCGGCACAAUCGAAGUCUUUCAUCAUCUCCACUGCCUCAAUUCCGUACGUCAAUAUGUCUGGCAAGACCAGUAUCCGAAAGAUCUUAGGCCAUCAUUCUUGGAGCACAAUGAAUCACGGGCGCACGUGAGUCAUUGCAUAUCAACACUUCGCCAGGCUCUUAUGUGCAACGCCGAUCUGACACCAUAUCUGUGGUACGAAGGAGAGGACGGCGGCCCUGCAAAAGAAGACUUUGGAGCGGCACACCAGUGCAAGCGAUUUGAUAGCAUUGUAAGUGCUACGCUUCGACAUGGUACUAGGUUUCCAGAUGGCACUUUCGGCUAG